GCUUCAGUCAAGCAGGCAGUCUAGUCUGGCCGGGAGCGAACCAUGACGGCGCUGCGGGGCCUCUGGCCCGAGGUGCAGGAUACCUGCACCUCGCUGGGGCUGAUGCUAUUGCUCGUGCUGUUCAUGGGGCUGGCCCGCGUGGUCACCCGGCAGCAGCUGCACAGGUUCAUGAUGGCCCACACCUUCGUCUUGGAGUUUCUGGCCACCUUCCAGCUCUGCUGCUGCACCCAUGAGCUGCAACUGCUGAGCGAGCAGGAGCCCGCGCACCCCACCUGGCCGCUGACGCUAAUCUACUUCUUCUCGUUGGUGCAUGGCCUGACUCUGGUGGGCACCUCUAGCAACCCGUGCGGCGUGAUGAUGCAUAUGUUGCUGGGGGGAAUGUCCCCCGAGACGGGUGCGAUUAGGCUGUUGGCUCAGCUGAUUGGUGCCCUGUGCAGCAGGUACUGCAUAAGCGCCCUGUGGAGCCUGGGGCUGACCAAGUAUCACCUCAACGAGAGGACCUUCGCUUGCAGGAAUCCUAUUCAAGUCGACUUGCCCAAAGCGGUCAUCACAGAAGCCAUCUGCUCCUUUAUCUUCCACAGCGCUUUGCUGCACUUCCAGGAGAUCCGAACCAAGCUUCGUAUCCACCUGCUGGCAGCACUCAUCACCUUUUUGGUCUACGCAGGAGGAAGUCUAACAGGAGCUGUAUUUAAUCCAGCUUUGGCACUUUCACUACAUUUCAAGUGUUUUGAUGAAGCAUUCCUUCGAUUUUUUAUAGUAUAUUGGCUCGCUCCUUCUUUAGGUAUAUUGUUGAUGAUUCUGAUGUUCAGCUUUUUCCUUCCAUGGCUGUAUAACAACCAUACAAUUAACAAAAAGGAGUAA
Molecule: messenger RNA, 861 nt
Organism: Neomonachus schauinslandi (Hawaiian monk seal)
Lineage: Eukaryota; Metazoa; Chordata; Mammalia; Carnivora; Phocidae
Gene: AQP11
Product: aquaporin 11
Exons: 3
Coding region: 43-861 (272 amino acids)
Biological process (GO): transmembrane transport
Cellular component (GO): cytoplasm; membrane
Molecular function (GO): channel activity
Source: RefSeq, a predicted model, not a curated record